This is a messenger RNA of Angiostrongylus costaricensis, 1896 nucleotides long. The record is from the annotation of a GenBank genome assembly. Lineage: Eukaryota; Metazoa; Nematoda; Chromadorea; Rhabditida; Metastrongylidae.
AUGGAGAAUUUUAUUGCACACUUUAAUGCUUUGGAGUCGCAAUCUACUGCAGAAAUUGCCCGCUUAGAGGAGCUGCGACGAAGUAAUGCUAUGAAGCAGGAAGUCAUCGCCAAUAUGAAAAGAGAACUUGCAAGAUACAAUGAGUUGGAUCAACGACAGAAUGAAAAACGUGAAAAUUUUGAGUGUCAACGCAAGGUUACGAUGGAGAAUGUUACUGCAAAUCUUUCUCGCGCCAAAACGUUGUCAACUGAAUUGGAAUCUUUAGAUUUGGAUUGUGCUAAUCAACUGUUGAACAGGGAUGAAGUUCGUACGAAAUUGGAUGGUUUGAGAACACAAAUGGCAAGAAUUGGCGAGACUGAGAAAAGACUGCGUAGUGAUGUUUAUGACCUUAAGCAACCCCCAGGAGCAGUAGCAGCUGAUCUUAUCACAGAAAUGCGAACAAAGCAAGCGGUCAUUCGAAAAGAAAUAUCGGAUCGAAUGGCGUCGUUUGACCUAACAGCAAUUGUUGCGGAGGUUCAGGCGAUUGAAAGUCAACGCAAACAAAGACUUGAAUUGUCAAAAGAGCUUGCAGCAAAGUCUGAAAUUCUGUCUAAUUUGGAUGCUGACAAUGAGGCAUUAGCUUCUCAUUUGCAAGAACUUCAGACUGAAUUCUCAACACUGCAGGAAGAGAAGGAGAAGGUUACCAAGCAAAAUGAGGAUAACGCUAGACGUCUGAACGAUAUGGAAUUAGAAAAAGAAGAGCUUAUUAAGACAUCAGAAUCACUUGCAUGUGAACUUGAGGAAAUAAGGAGCCAAGCAACCAUUCAGAAGCAAAAGCAGGCUGAAAUCGACGAGAAAAUAUCAUCGGCCAAGCGUGCAUUAGAAGAAAUGAAAGCAGAGGUUUUAUGUAAAGAAGAAGCCCUUAGAAGGUUGAAGGAACAACGCGAAAGCAGGGAAGCGCAGAUGGCAAUUGAGCUAGAGAAUAUGACAAACGACUUCCAACAACAAUUUGACAUAUUAUCGAAACAACGGGACACUUAUGUCAAAGCUUGUGAAGACGCCCGAGCAGAGAUUGAGAAAUGGAAAAGCUAUGAACGUUUUAUCGUCAUGUACGAGGAGCGUUGUCGUAAAGUAGCCGAAGCGCAAGAAAAGUUGUCAAAGUUAAAGGAACAUCAUAGAAAUCUGCUCAGAAAGGUGGAAGAAAAAAAGAAAAAAGAUCAACAGGCAAACACGGAAAAACUCGAUGCUGAUAUUAUGGAGGAAGAGAGGAAGGUUGAUGAUUUGCAAAACAAAAUUUUCGAUAUCGACGGCGAAAUUUGUCUGUUGAAAUACCAAGUUCCAGUGAUUGUAAUUUCAAUGGAUGCCGAUAUAUAUUUGUAUAGGAAAGUGCGCAGAAAAAGUCCACUCAGGCAGGAGAUAGGGCCGAGAAUUCAACAUCAGGAAAACAAAAGUUUAACGAAAGGCAAAGACAACGUCGCCGUGGGAAGGAUUAUUAAGGAGCCAACUAGGAAGGCUGUAAAUGGGACUGAGCAACAAUUGAAUAGAUUCUCUAUGGAGGAAAAAAAAUCAGAUAGUCGUAUCGCACGGAAAGAAAAGGAGUUGAAGAACCAACGGGUUGCCUCAUUAAGGAAGGAGAAACAUGGACUACAGCAGCACUCGAGCGAAGAAGCGAAUAACAGAAUCGAAUGCAUUGAGAAAAAGAACGAGAUGAACAAAGCCGUUAAGGAAAAAGACUCCAAUACAGCCUUUAAAUUAGAGCGAGACAUUACAGUCAAUCUGGAUGAUAGCGUGGUAUUAGAGGACGACGGUGGCGAUUUAUUGGGCCGCGCUGAGAAUGUUGCACAUAACAAAUCUUCUGAGCUAAGAACCAGUACUGCAAACACAACACUAGAGACCGAUGUUGCCCAGAGGCUGUAA